CGGUCCUGCUAGCCCCAAUGUUGAGACGCCGUGCAGGACAAAAUGUCAAAAAGUUGCCCAGAGCUGCUGAGAGAAGCAGCGAAUUUGAUUGAGGAAGCUCUGCGCAGAAGUCCAACGGCUCCGGCGGCUCCGUCACAGCAGAUACCGGCCGCUCAAUCACGUACACCUGUCCAAGCGGAGGUAGCAAGGCUCUUUGCGCCAUAUAACAUUGGAGCCAGAAGGAAUAUGACGAGACGACCAGCACAAGUCCAAGUUUGCCGAAGAAGCUACACACACACCGUCUGUUGUUUGGCUGACCACAAUGCGGAUAAAAUUCCAAGCGUACUGUUUAAAGCUGAACUUCUUACUUCAGGACUUGGAGAGCAAAAAGUAACAUUUUCAGGGAAUGACCACGAUCCCAUGGUUAUAACAAAUAAACUGAUGGAAGUGUUUCCGAAGCUCCAACAAGGUGGAGGCUUUGAAUUUCUAAAACUUGUAGGAUCGACUCGCAGUCGAAAUCUUGCAUUGCUUCAGUGUCCCAGCACUGGAUACACCCUUGCCUAUCUGAAAGAUCCAUCGACGAUGAUUGGACAGGCUACCAUCUACAUACGUCCACUUCAACAGGAUCUAUCCUUAGAUUGUGAGAGCUCACGUCCUGCCUCUGGUCCAGUCAUCCCCUGCAUCACUUGUCGGAAGGAAGUUCCCUUUUCAGAGAUGAAGCUGCACAGAUUGAGCUGCAAUGGAAUGGAAGCUUAUUAAAGAACCCACUCAAGCUGCCAAAGUUUUCAAAGAGAAUCUGCUAAGGGAACAUGCAACUGGGAAACCACUUAGAAUGAAGAUGGAUGUAAGGGAGUCUGAAGAGGACCGGGAACGGGAGCUUCUCUUAUUCUAUAAACAGCAGCAAGAAUGGGCAUGUCCACUUCAUUGUACUCUGGUUGGUGAUGUUGCUAUCGGAGAGGGAGUGAUGCGGUACUUUAUGACAACAAUCAUAUCCAAACUCCAGUUUGGAUUCAGUCUAGAUCUUGGAGGAAUGGGCCGAACACUGCUAUUUGAGGGUGAACCUGACCAUCUUGUUCCAGCAGCAUCAGAGGCACUUAUUGAAAGCAACCUCUUCCGGGUUGCAGGAAGGAUGUUGGCCCACACCUUUCUGCAUGACGGUCCCCAUGUCACAGGAUUAAGUCCUGCUGUAAUUCAUGUACUCUUCAAUGGGGACCCUGAAAUGGCUACUGUUGUUGUUAAAGACUGUCCUGAUCUGCACAUCAGGAGCAUCAUAGAACUGCUUGAACAUGAAGAACUUACACCGGAACAGAAAGACACAGUUUCAGAUCUUUCCAUGUCUUGGGAUCUUCCGGCAGUCACCAAAACAAAUCGGAGAUGGCUACAUAAUAAACUUCUACUCCAUGCAGUCGUUGGGAGGACCAUGCGCCAAAUUAAACAGUUGAGAAAGGGACUGAAAGAUGUGAUGGUAUGGCCCCUGCUGACAUCUAGGCCAGAUGUUGUCCCACUUCUUUUCCCCAAAAUGGCUGAAAUGCAGUUCACACCCCAGAUGCUCCUAGAAAAAAUCACAUGGCCAGUUGAGGACAGUGAUGAUGAAGACUUUGACUUGGACACCACCUGCCGCAUCACUGGCUUUUUAAGGAUGUUCAUUGAAACAGCUUCAUCAGGUACCCUGGCCCAGCUGCUGACAUUCUGGGUUGGCUGGGAGAUGCUUCCUCCUGAAUUGAUAGUGGAGAUUUCUGGGGGAACCCUUCCUACGUCCUCCACAUGCUUUGAAACCCUAAAGCUGCCAGCUCAUUUCAAAAUCUACAUGGACUUUGAGAAAGCACUUGUCGCUGCUAUAAAAAGUACUGGAUUUGGGCUGGUUUAA
This is a messenger RNA of Pungitius pungitius (ninespine stickleback), 1846 nucleotides long. RefSeq names its product G2/M phase-specific E3 ubiquitin-protein ligase-like. The record is from RefSeq and is a predicted model, not a curated record. Lineage: Eukaryota; Metazoa; Chordata; Actinopteri; Perciformes; Gasterosteidae. The transcript is spliced from 11 exons. The coding region runs from base 719 to 1846 and encodes 375 amino acids. Gene Ontology annotation, molecular function: ubiquitin-protein transferase activity.